AUGGGUGCGGACGUGAGCGCUCUCCGCGAGAAGCUGGACGCGUCCACCAGCAGGUGCGAGGCGCUCGAAAGGGAGACCGCAGAGCUCAAGUCGCGCUUGAGCGCUGCCGAAACUGCGUACGACGAAAAGGAAAAGGCGCUGGCGAGGCUGGCAAAGGCGUCGGUGGUGAGGCUGGACGCGCAGAGGGCGGAGAACAUGAAGGAGACCAAGCGGGCGCAGCUGUGCGAGGAGCUUCGGCGCGAGGACUCCGUGCUCAUGACCAAGCUCGGCAAGCUGCUCCUGCACGCGACGCCGGACACAAACCAGGCUGCUGCCAGCGCGGCUCCCGAGGUUGAGGGCUCUGAUGAAGUGAUUGAGUGGAGUGGAGAACAGGCGCAGACCGGGCUCAAGCUACCGCACGAGGAGGAGGGGCUGGUCGGCUCGCUCGGCGUGCUCCGCCGCUUCGGCGCCGCCGAGGGCGCCUCCGGUCCGUGGGCCGCGCUCGGCGGCUCGCUGCUCUGGGACGCGCGGCAACGCAAGCUGGCGGCGCUGCAGGUCGCCGCAUGCGCCGAGCCGUCGCCGAGCCAGCUGGUCUGCCUCGGCGUGGACCAGACGGGGGCGCUGACCGGCAGUGUGCGCUCGACCGUCGACUCCUUCACGCUGCUCGCCAGCGCCUCGGUCGACCUCAGCAGGCGCGCGGGCCUGUGCCGCCCAGUUCCCGACUUCGUCUUCCCUUGCGAUGAGCUCCGGCUUCUGCCCCACGCAGGCGCAAAGGCCCGCGGUUCGGGGUCGACCUGA
Molecule: messenger RNA, 777 nt
Organism: Emiliania huxleyi CCMP1516
Lineage: Eukaryota; Haptophyta; Isochrysidales; Noelaerhabdaceae
Exons: 2
Coding region: 1-777 (258 amino acids)
Source: RefSeq, a predicted model, not a curated record